AUGGGCGGAGGGGAAGAGGGUAGAGGAGGAAUAGGGGGCAAAUCAACAGUAAUGGGGCGAUACGAAGGCACGAACAAAUUUUUGGGCGAUGGAGACGGAGAUAUUUGGAUGGUUGGAAUUGGAGGAUUUGAAAGUGUGAAUGAUGUGGACGAGCUGAAUGGAGGUGCAGACUUCGGAGAAGGAUCUUUAAAGGGCGAUUCAACGUCGGUUAUUCUGGGCCCUUCACUUGACGAGGAAGCAGAUGAAAAGGUCGUUGUACCAGAAGAAAAGGAAACGUUGGGGCUGAAAGAGGUUGUUGAAAAAGGAAUAGGUGUUCCAGAUGAAAUAACGACUCCAUCACUAGGUCUCGUAAUUCUAGUCGAUGUGGCGGUAGUGACGCCCGGCGAUGUCUCGACGACAACCAGUAAGCCAGCUCCACUAGUGAUUGCCCCCUGUUUAGACCGCUGCGGGGAGACAAGUCUUGUAGCACAAGGAGGGCUAAAAGGAUCCUCUAUGUCUGUUAGAAUUGGGAUCAUGAGCUAG
This is a messenger RNA of Psilocybe cubensis, 522 nucleotides long. RefSeq lists its product as uncharacterized. NCBI's taxonomy places the organism in Eukaryota, Fungi, Basidiomycota, Agaricomycetes, Agaricales, Agrocybaceae. The coding region runs from base 1 to 522 and encodes 173 amino acids. The transcript is spliced from 2 exons. The record is from RefSeq and is a predicted model, not a curated record.